Molecule: messenger RNA, 3179 nt
Organism: Chara braunii
Lineage: Eukaryota; Viridiplantae; Streptophyta; Charophyceae; Charales; Characeae
Source: the annotation of a GenBank genome assembly
CUGUGCUCACGAGUGGAAGAGGGGACGGAAGGAGGCGUGCAGAACGGUGAAGAACAAUCCUGCGUACGUCGUUCGGUGCGACAAUGUAACGAGACGGGGUGAAGUCAGCGGUAGUGUGUGAUACUGUGCGCGUUUUAACUUCGACUACCGGCUUGCGUUGACCGAGGACCUUGCAGCCUUGACGUCGACGCCCUCUCCGCGGGAUUAUGCAGAGAGGGUUUAUGGACUUCUGGGAUUCAGGAUGUGGAGGACUUUGAAGGGAGCUCUCGCCGUCAUGGCGGGCGGUGUGUGUUCUUGCUGCUUGCUUCCGUUCCUGGCAAUCAUUUUUCCACUCGUUAGUUUGGCCGUUCUGGUGGUCGGUUCGAUGGCUGUGCCCAUUGCCAUCCCGGUCUUUGUGUUUCAGUGUCUAUACGAGUUGAAGAGAGAGUGGAAUGUGAGGCGGCGACAGACGAAGAUGCAAUCUGUGGCUGGGGCUGUAGAUGAGGAGAAGUUUGUCCUACGAGGCAGCGAGGAGGAUCUGGAGAACGAGGAGAAGUCCAGUAUGUUACCGGGCAAAGACGAGGGGGAGAAUCAGGACGAGAUAUGGAGAGGGAGGGAAUCGGUCGCAAAGCUAACGAAGAGUGACGCUUUCAUUCGCGCGGAAGGUGUUGAUGAUGGACUGGUACAACCCCUUCCCGCCAAACUCUCACCACCAAGUAUCUUUUCUCCCCCUGAGAUAGGAGGGCAAGGGAGGAGCGAGGAGGAGGAGGAGGAGGAGGAGGAGGAGGAGGUCAUCCCUCCUUCUCCUUCCCCCUCUGUUCUUCGUUCGCGUACGGAGGAGGAGGAGGAGGAGAAGGAGGUCGUCUCUCCCUCUCCUUCCCCCUCUCCUCUGCGUUCACGUACGGAGGAGGAGGAGGAGGAGGAGGAGGACUCGUGGACGGCUCAGCUUGAGAAACCUUUAAGGCGGGAUGUUGGCACAGAACGCGAUUUGACGGCGAUUAAGCGCUUGAUCGGGGAAAGGGCGAUUGACAAGGCACUGAGGAGUAAGUCUGCUAAAUUCAGUCUUUUAGAAGAGGUCUAUGUCAUUGGCGCCAUCGUGGGAAUCGAUCUCGCGCCAAUUUCUUGGGUCAACGUAUCGGAGGAGCAGAAAGCAAAAGCAGGGCUGCGGUUGAUCAAGCUAAUUCUCGGACUAGAGGAAGGUCGCCGUGGGAAGUUGAAGAAGAAUGUUUGAGGUGAACCGCUCGCUGGGAAAGUAUGAUAUGCUUAUACCUCCACUUACUCGCAUGGAUGUGACCCGAAUGUUGACCACAUUCCGUCGCACAGAUUCGGCAGCAGUGGGAGUCUGGCCCUACUGCGCUCACCUUUUUGACUCCCUGAAGUUAUCAAUUGGCGCCAUGGUAAGUCGCCCAAAGAUAGAUAGAUGGGUAGAUCUGCUCUGUUUAUGAACGCAGGCGGGGGUCUGCUAUCAAAUUCGUCGACCAGAUUCCGUCGCACAGACUCGGCAGUGGGGGUCUGGCCCUACUGCGCUCACCUUGUUGACUCCCUGAAGUUAGCGAUUGGCGCCAUGGUAAGUAGCACAAAGGUAGAUAGAUGCUCUGUUUACGAACGCAGGCGGGCGCUUCGUUCCGUUUGUUUUUUUUUUUUUUUUUUACACCUUCAUAGAAUGUCGACCGAGCAGGGAAGUCGCCGACCGAAGCAUGGUAGGUUUGGCGCGCUUUGGGGUCAUAGAUGCAGAAGAACUACGAGGCCAGAGAGGUCUGACAGUGGCUGCCUCGUCUGAGGUUCUCCGCCUCGCCGAGUCGAACAGGAUAAUUUACCGAUAUUACCAGCGAUGGCACGACUUUGACCGAAUCUUGCUGUAAUUUACGGUCAGAUGGCGUGUGCAUUUGGGGGCGGUGCUUUUCUGUGGGAAUCGUCACCUGGGAUUGUCUUUUAUGUUUUGUUGGACAUCCUUCAGCGCAGACGGCGGCAGUCGCAAUAGAUUGAUUCUUUUUUUUGCAGGCGAGGUGCUUUGAUAUCCUGGUUGGUCUUGUCCCGUCGUUUGGCCUGUGAUGUGGGGGCGGUGCUUACAUGUGGGACUUGUCAUCUAGGAUUAGGAUUUGUUUCCCCUGUUUUUUUGUGUUCGGCUGUUUUCUCUUGUCUUUGCCUCUUUGCCCUUUGGCUGUGUGCAAGUGGGUCGAUAUGAUUCACGGGGGUGAGGGCAGCCGCCGCUUAACCUACAUCCACGUGGGCGGCCUUGUACGCAAGAGGUUCUGAACAGAGGGAGUUGUAAGGGAGAAGAUGAAAAAACGAAUUCAUUUUUCCCUUGUUUUCUCUGUUUUUUUCGCUUUUGCCCUCUGUUAUUCUUGUGACAAUAUAUACAGCCCCUCGUUUGUUGUCCUCUCCUCCCUGUGCCUACGGUUUACCGAUUCAGCCUCCUGACGAGUGGGUGAAACUCUGACGAAACAGUUUGUCGCAGCCCCUCGUUUGUUGUCGUCUUCUCCCUCCCUCCCUCUGCUUACUGUUUACCGGGCAGCGCUGUUAUAUUGUCACAGCCCCUCGUUUGUUGUCCUCUUCUCUCUCUCUGCCUACGGUUUACCGGGCAGUUCUGUUUGUGACGAUAUAUUGUUACACUGUGAAUAUUGACGAUAUACAAUACAUAUAUAUCGUCAAUACAGAGUAUAUUUGUAUACACACACACACACACACACACACACAAGAGUGUUGUUCGCUUAUUAACUCGUAAUAAGCAGGACUGUGGCGAGCAGACUGUUUUCGUCGGACACACACACACACACGCACACACAUAUAUAUAGAUAGAUAGAUAUAUAGAUAGAUGGAUAGAUAGAUAUGUUUUACGGAGAAGAUCCUGCUCAGAACAGACAGGCGGCAUCAAUAAUGCGAAGGAAGGAAUAUACUUCGUGAAGAUGAAGAUAUGAUCACGAUGGCGAUAGUGCCGUGCACGAAUGUGACUGCAAUCACGUGCAGAGCUUCGAAAAGAAAAUCUCUUAGUGCGAGUAUCCCUUCAGAUCCGUUGGAGAGUGUUGUCAAUGAUACUGCGGCCUAUAGGUUUGUCCUCUGAGAAGGGUGAGUAUGCUCUCAGGUAAUGGUUUUUCUCUUUUUUCUUUUUACUUCGGUCGGGGAGGGCACUUGAAGGACAGGUAACGGUUUCUAAAAAGAUGGUGAUGUAAUUGGCGAGAGAAUGAAAGCUGCCUCCUGUA